Lodderomyces orthopsilosis Co 90-125 is the source of this 1056-nucleotide messenger RNA. It is a transcript of the gene ERG26, whose product is annotated as sterol-4-alpha-carboxylate 3-dehydrogenase (decarboxylating). The transcript has a single exon. Bases 1 to 1056 code for a protein of 351 amino acids. Lineage: Eukaryota; Fungi; Ascomycota; Pichiomycetes; Serinales; Debaryomycetaceae. Gene Ontology annotation, biological process: steroid biosynthetic process. Gene Ontology annotation, molecular function: 3-beta-hydroxy-Delta5-steroid dehydrogenase (NAD+) activity. The record is from RefSeq and is a predicted model, not a curated record.
AUGACAGGAAAGGAUUUGAAAUCUGUUCUUUUAGUCGGUGGUUCAGGAUUCUUAGGGCUUCAUUUAAUUCAGCAAUUUGUCACUCAUUGUCCUGGUAUAAAAAUUACUGUAUUUGAUGUUCGUCCAUUGCCUGACAAAUUAUCUAAAUUCUUUACGUUUGAUCCUAAUUCAAUUGAAUUUUUCAGAGGGGACUUAACUAAUCCUGAUGAUGUAGCCGAAGCUAUUCGAAAAUCACAAUGUGAUGUACUUGUCCAUUCAGCAUCACCGAUGCAUGGAUUAUCUCAAGAUAUUUACGAAAAAGUUAAUGUACAGGGUACGGAAAAUUUACUCAAAGUAGCUAGAGAAACCAAUAUUGGAUCAUUUGUUUACACCUCAUCAGCAGGAGUCAUUUUCAAUGGCCAGAACGUCAUUAAUGCUAACGAAUCAUGGCCAUAUCCUGAAGUACACAUGGAUGGUUAUAACGAAACCAAAGCAAUAGCUGAGACUGCCGUAUUAAAAGCCAAUGAUCCUAAAAAUGGGUUUAGAACAGUGAGCUUGAGACCUGCCGGUAUAUUUGGUCCAGGUGACCGUCAAUUGGUUCCUGGUUUAAAAGCGAGUGCUAAGUUAGGUCAAUCCAAGUAUCAACUAGGAGACAAUAAUAACUUAUUCGAUUGGACAUACGUAGGAAAUGUUGCUGAUGCACAUGUACUUGCAGCGCAGAAGCUUUUGAAUGAACACACUAAAGAUCAAGUUUGUGGAGAGACCUUUUUUAUCACUAAUGAUGCACCAACUUAUUUUUGGACUUUGGCAAGAACAGUAUGGAAAAAUGAUGGUGUUAUUGAUCCUUAUUAUAUUAAAUUGAACAGAACAGUUGCUGUUGGAUUAGGAUACAUUUCACAGUUUGUAUCCAAUUUUUUGGGCAAAGAACCAGGUUUAACUCCAUUUAGAGUUAGGGUAGUUUGUGCCACUAGAUAUCAUAACAUCACCAAAGCCAAGACAUUAUUGGGAUAUAAGCCUGCAGUGGAUUUAGAAACAGGAAUCAUCAACACUCUCGAAUGGAUCAAUGAGAAAUUAUAA